This is a messenger RNA of Rotaria sordida, 133 nucleotides long. The record is from the annotation of a GenBank genome assembly. Lineage: Eukaryota; Metazoa; Rotifera; Eurotatoria; Philodinida; Philodinidae.
AUUUGGUGAAUAUUGGCAAAAUCGAGGACCAGCUGUAGAAGAAAAAUUAGCUUUAACUACAAUGGGUCUACUUGUACAACAUCAUCUCAUUAAUCCAUAUGUACUUAAUCCAAACCAUUACUAUUUUAUUUAA